Hyaloperonospora brassicae is the source of this 3597-nucleotide messenger RNA. The record is from the annotation of a GenBank genome assembly. NCBI's taxonomy places the organism in Eukaryota, Oomycota, Peronosporomycetes, Peronosporales, Peronosporaceae.
AUGCACCCGCGCGACAUGCUCACGUGCACGGCGACAACAACGACGGCAACGAGCACGGAAGCACAUGCAGACGAGGAGGAGGACGCGUACCUCGCUCAGCGACAGUCUACCAUGGACUCGGCGACGCUGAACAAGCUGCUGAAAGCCGAGAAGCACCUCACGCAAGCAGGCCAAGCGACGUCGAACGUCUGGAAACUCAUUGGCAUGCAGACUCCGAUCGACGAGAACGAGGUGCCGGCAGCGGCUCCCGCGCCCGUCCACAGCGUGGCCAGCAGUCCCGGCCGCCACGUUCGCUCGUCCGUGCGACGGAAACUCUCGACGCAACUGUCGGACGACAUGUCGAGUGGAUCGUUUCUGGCCACGACGGCCUCCCCCAGCAGUCCCUUGCACGGCACGACGGGCGCCAGUGCCGCCAGCCACAAAGCAACGACGGCGAUGCAUCGGGACGGGGCCAGUGCAAGCGAUCUAUGCGAUAUGUGGGCUAGUCCUACCCCUGCUUCAACUUCAAGUGAAACGAGGAGCACGAGUCCGCGCUGUUAUCCGCAAGUUGACUUUGCAGCUGGCGCGACGCGCAAUUCCCUCGGCUGCCCAUCGGUCUGCACGACGUCAGCCACACAGAGCAACAGUCUGUUUGAGCGGCCGCACUUUGGCCUCUCGGGCAGUGCGCGCGCCGUCGACGCGUUCGCCACGAGCGACUCGUCCAACGUCCUGCUCGAAAACGGACGCAGUCGCUCGACGCACAGCAGCAGCACGAGCAGCAGCGUCAACACGGCGACCACGACCACGACCAACAACAAUGUGUUUGGCUUUACGCGCAGCACGACCGCGCCGCUCUCGGACGUGACGCUGUUUACCUUUACCGUCAAGAAGAGCGACAGCGUGCUCGAGAAACUCGGCAGCAAGCGCGCGAGCAUCCAGCUCCAGGUCGACGUUGACGAGCGCAUGCUGUACUUUCUCUCGGCGCACGACCAGCGCGAGGAGUACAGCUGCGCCGCCGUGACGGCCAAGCCGCAGUCGCGACUCGGCAUGCAGCUCAAGAUCCAGACGGGCAACGCGAGCGUGAACAAGAAGAUUACGUUCUACAGCACGGAAGACCGCGCGAACUUUGUCCAGGCGCUGGAGCAGGGCAAGGUCAUGUACAGCAAAAAGACCGUGACCACUGCGCCGCCCGCGCGCACGCCACCUGCAGAAGUGAUUGAAGAAGCCGUCUCGACCGUCUCGAGCACGUGCGAGCGCUCGAAGCUCCGCGACUCGCUCGUGAGCGACCACUUUCAGCUGCUGCCCGGCGAGUCGGUGCUCGAGCACGUGCAGCGCGUGACGAACCUCGUGGUCAUGUCGCAGAGCGACCGCGCCGUGCAGGGCGUGCUCAAGAUCACGUCGCACCGCAUCACGUUUGUCCCGUACGACGCGUCGUGGAAGUUUGGCUCGUUUGAGCUCCCGCUGGCCGCCAUUGACCUGAUCACGCGCGACGGCCUCAUGUUGCUGAUCACGUGCAAGGACUUGCGCACGCUGCGCCUGGCGAUGCACGACGCCUACUCACGGAAGAAAGGCUACGACCAGUUGCCGUCGACGCCAGACUUUCGGUGGCUCAACUUGCUGACGCUGCGCAUGAAACCGCCCAAUAUGAUUGGCGCGUUGUUUGCGUUUGAUUACCACACGGAGAAGGCCAAGCAACGCGGCGCGCCGCUGCCGGAGAAACACAAUGGCUGGUUUGUGUACUCGCCGUUUGCUGAGUACCAGCGGCUCGGGUUCCUCUCGGCCAAGAAGCACCCGGAAGAAGAAGGAGUGAUCACGUGGCGCUUGCUGAAGAACUCCAAGUUCCGGUUCAGUCCGACGUACCCACAGCUGAUGGUCGUGCCGUCGCUCAUGUCGGAAGAGCAGCUCGUGCAGUCGGCACGCUUUCGCUCACGAGCACGUCUGCCUGUGGUCGUGUGGCGCCACCCCGUGAACAAGAGCGUGUUGUCUCGCUCGAGCCAGCCGAACUACGGCAUGGCGGGCAAUCGAUCCGAGCCGGACCGGAUACUGUUGCGCGCGUACCGUGACUCGGCCAACAAGAACAGCUCGAAUAUGUCGCCUCCGCUUCACAUUAUUGACGCACGGAAGCCGAUCGCCACGAAGGGCAAUCGGUUGAAGGGAAAAGGUGUUGAGAACUCUCAGCAUUACGACAACGCGACUAUUGAGUUCAUGGGCAUUGCUAACAUUCACAAGAUGCGCGAGUCCUUGGAUGCGCUAAAGUCGCUAGUCAGUCCUAGCAGCGUUGAGGACGGCGACAAGCACUACCACAACCGCCUCGAGAACACUCGGUGGCUAAAGCAUGUGAUGCGCGUAUUGUCGGGCGCUCGCAGGGUAGCAGAAGUGCUCCACGAAGACGGCGCUUCGGUGCUGGUACACUGUAGCGACGGUUGGGAUAGGACGCCACAACUCGCGGCGCUGGCACAACUUAUCCUAGACCCCUUCUAUCGAUCCCUCCGUGGCUUUGCCAGUCUCGUGGAAAAGGAGUGGUGCUCGUUUGGGCACAAGUUCGCGGACCGAAUUGGCGUGGGCAAGGACAUUACUGACCAGCCAAAUGAACGGUCGCCCGUCAUGUUGCAGUUCCUGGACUGCGUGUGGCAGAUGACGCGGCAGUUCCCGACAUGCUUUGAGUUCAACGAGAAGUUUCUGCUGCACAUAUCAGAUUCGCUGAUCUCUGGUCUGUAUGGGACGUUCUUAUACAACUCGGAGCGCGAGCGCGUGCUGGACAAGGUGUGGGAGCGCACAGAGUCCGUAUGGACGCCCGUGCUAGAGAACCCAGGACCUUACAAGAAUCCCUUGUAUCGGCCAACGAACCGCGUGCUGUAUCCUCGGGCAAACCUCAAGCGCGUCGUGCUUUGGGACGGCAUGUUCUUCCGAUGGGACCCCGAGAGUCACCCGGACUAUAUGGAGUACAUGGACCCUGUGGAGAAGCCCGACGACGACAGUUCGACGCAUGAGUUUGACGAGGACGGGAGUCCUCGCGAGACAAGCGUACUCGAUCCUCCGUCCGUCAUGCCGAUCGGUGGCGAUCUGGAAGACAAGGUGGAAUUGGAUAUCGACGUGAUUCACGACUUUGACGAGUUCCGAGCCAAGACGCUCUCCGACUGCUCAGACAUGAGCGACGACGACGACUUUGAGAUCUCGCCGAAUGUGAAGGCGCGGUAUGAUGGCGUGUCGUCACUGACAGUGGACGAGCUCGAUAUGACGGUACCGGCAGCCAGUGAAGCGGACGCGGAAGGUCCGGCGUCCAUUGAGAACCGUCUUCCGAUGGUGGACGAGGGCGUGCUGAGUCGGUACCACCGGGGAGUGGAGGAGCGCACUCGCCAGCGCGCACAAGGACGCAACAUACGCGAGGCGUUGCUCUUGGCACCGGACCAGAGCCGCAUCAAGUACUUGGAGCAGCUGCUCAGCGAGAGCGUUGCGCGGGAGCUGCAGCUCGAGGCAGAGCUGGAUUCGGUUCUUGCUCGUGGCGUUCGGAGUUCCAGCAUCGCGCCGGACGGUCUCGCAAAUGGUGUCGUGUCGCACCAUGGCAGUAACGUAGUCGGCGGUAGUGGCAACAACAGCAACGAGAACGGCUCUCUGUAA